Molecule: messenger RNA, 2700 nt
Organism: Oncorhynchus mykiss (rainbow trout)
Lineage: Eukaryota; Metazoa; Chordata; Actinopteri; Salmoniformes; Salmonidae
Gene: acd
Product: ACD shelterin complex subunit and telomerase recruitment factor
Biological process (GO): negative regulation of telomere maintenance via telomerase; telomere maintenance via telomerase; telomere capping
Cellular component (GO): chromosome, telomeric region; telomerase holoenzyme complex; shelterin complex
Molecular function (GO): telomeric repeat DNA binding
Source: RefSeq, a predicted model, not a curated record
CUAAGCCUAAACCAGAAAUGUAUGACAAAGGGUGGUGAAAGGAGAGAAGGUCUGAGAUAGAAGUGUUUUUUCAUGGUAGUACCAGAGUGAAUCCUUGCCCUAUUCCCAUAUGCCCUCGAUGACACACCUUGAGGGACAGAAAUUAUUGGAUUGAUGGAGGUAAUAUGUGGUAGCAGAACACACAUCUGGCUAUCACCUGUCUCCAAGGACAAAUUGUCAAGGGCAGAAGAAGGGGAGCAAUUACACAAGGAGAUGUUGCUCCGGGUACUCCUAUAGGCAUAAUUCCUUCAUCUCCUUUCUUUUUUAAUGGUAGAUGAAGGGACUGUACAGGUGUUCUCCAUAAGUACUUUAAUACAGACAUUUUAGAAAAGGGGUCAUGAAUGGACAAGGAAAGGAAUAUAACGUGUGUGUGUGUGCGAGCGCACGCACGCGUGUGCAGUGGGACAGGACACAUUUCGGUAUCGAAAUGGCGUGAACAGUGUUUCCCAUGAUAGGGGGCUGCAGUGGGAACCAAUUGCUGUGGAAAGGUUCACCAACGGAACGUAAAUAAAGUAACACUCAGUGGAACCGCUACAUUUAACCAGGCUCAAAAGUGGUUGUCUUACUAUCAGUGUUUUAGGGUGUGUGGCCAUGACUAAGUUGGAGCCCUGGAUAGAGCAGGUCAUCCUGAGUUAUGGCACAGAGCCAGAGGAGGAGGACAACAACACUCUGAAAGCGCAUGUUGUGGGGGUUGGCCUGAUGUCAGAGUCCCAGUCCCGGAAGACUAAGGGUUUGACAACGUUGCUGUUCCUCUCUGAUGGAGUGGUGCACAUCCCCGCCAUACUGAACCAGGACUCCUGGGAGACUCUUCAGGAGCAGGAGGACCGUGAGUACUUCUCCAGUCUCAUGAAUUGCACAGUGUGUGUGUUUUCAUACACACUGAAGUUCAACAUGGACUCUGAACAGACAAAGAGCCAGUUUUACUUAUCGGUUGGUGAGCUGACCACCACAUCAGCUGGGGAUGCUAAAGACAACACCCCUUGCUGCACAACGCUCAACUCAGUCAGACAAAGGAUCUGUACAAUAUGGAGAUCCCUGCUUGCUCAGGAUUCUGUCCAUACUCAGAACACCCAGUCUGAGUUCAGUCUGUCAGAGCUGCUGGGGGAGUGGCAUCAUGACCGGCGCCAGUCUCUGUUGAAGGAUGUGAUAGAACUCCUGAGGACGCCCACAAACCUCCCCUCCCCACAGGCCUCAACCUCCAACGCCCUCACACACACUGGCACCAGAUGGGCUAUUGAAAGGUUCAGAUAUAAGAGGGAGGAUACUUUCAAUGUCCCUGUGUCUCACCUACACAUCCCAGACAAUCUGAGUCAGAAACUGCACGCACCCUCAGACAGUGAAACGCAGAGUGGACUGGUCCCUCCAUCUGAAGACAAACCGACAGACCCACCAGAGACAGAUCAACCAAUCGUUGCUGCUGACAGCAGGCAGACUGACAAGCCAGUGCCUCUGGAGAGAAGACAUCCUGCCCAUGAGCCCACACUUUCUCGUGACUUAUGUUUGUUAACUGAGGAGAGUAUGGAAUGUGAGGUGGUGUCAGGGAUGACCGGAGGAGCAGUGGCGAGCCCAUGGGACAUGUUUGCUCCAGCAGCAGAGCUGCUCAGGACCUCCUCUGCAUCUGAUGAAUCCAUCACCUCAGAGCCCCUCCCCCUCCAGAAGAGCCAGUCUCUGCUUGACUCCACUCCACAACCAGUCACUCUUGCAACAUUUCCCCUGGCAACCAGCACCCAGGUGCCAUCCCUGACCCCUGGGGCCACCCAAAGGUCAGGCGAGCGCUCCCUUCCUCCUUAUCAAAAACCAGGCCCCUCCCACAGCCUACUCCCCUCCAGUGGCUCCUCCUCCACUGUGAGUCUAUCUACAAAGAACCAACACUCUGGCAUGAAGCUCCACCACGGUAGCUCAAACACAGCACAUCAACUUACAAUCACAGAGCAGCAGGAUCAGGUGGAGGAAGAGGAGGAUGUUGUGAAGAGGUGGUGUAGUAAGGCUAAGAGGAAGAGUUCCGUGCAGACCCCCGAGGAUAAUGAUAUCACCUUGGAGGAGGAAGAUAUGCAGAAGAAACGCAGCCCGCCCUCCUGGAUGUUUGAAACUCAGGAUAUUCCCAGGAUUGAGGAGGGAAGCAGCUGCAAUCAGAACGCAGUUGCAGCAAUAGCCCCCCAGAGGCCCUCCAAUGUUCACAGUGAUGGCACUUUGUUCUCAUAUUCUUAUCAGCUGUGUGGCCGCAUUUCGAAGGAUUUAAGCCAUUUAAAGAUUCCUGAUGGCAUGUUGCACUGGGCUGUACGGUACCUGGUCCCUUCCAUGCAGACGGAGGUUGUCAAGGAUACACAGCUGCGACCCCAGACUCACCCCAGUUGACAACCUGAGGUCAUCACCCCCAUCUUCCCAUUGUGUUGAAUCCAUAGUGUACAGAGGCAGCUUUGUAUUUUAUGAAUCUCUAUUGUUAUGUUUAUGUAACAUUCUGAAUAUUGAUACAUAUACAUUAGUAAUUGAAUUGUCAACUUUAUUGUGAAGCAGGCAAAUGUGAAUUUAUCAACAGCAAGAUAAUUUCAUUGUCAGUUACACAGAUGUUCUUUCCUUAAUUUGACAUUUGAAUAACACACAUGCACUUAUUUCCUUAUGCAAACAUUCACUGGGUGCUAUAAUAAAAUACAAAUCAUAUCA